This is a messenger RNA of Closterium sp. Naga37s-1, 5442 nucleotides long. The record is from the annotation of a GenBank genome assembly. Lineage: Eukaryota; Viridiplantae; Streptophyta; Zygnematophyceae; Desmidiales; Closteriaceae.
AUGAACGGUGGUAAUCCUUGCGCCGAACCUCCUUUCCUAGGCGUGCAGUGCGAUUCAGAGGGGCGCGUGCAGUCCAUCUCGCUGGUGAAUCGCGACCUCGUCGGCAGCGUGCCGGACGAGCUGUCGCAGGUGAACGAGCUGAUCAGCCUGAACCUGGACCAGAAUAAGCUCACGGGGGGUAUUCCCAACACGCUUAAUAACCUCGUGCACCUGCAAUCCGCGUCGAUAUGCUGCAACCUGCUCAGCGGGCAGAUCCCGGACUUGAGUCCCAUGACAGCGCUCAACCUGCUGCAUCUCGAUGGCAACUUCUUGCAAGACGCCAUUCCUGAAUCUCUUGCCAAUCUACUCCAGCUUAAGGACCUUCAGCUGAACAACAACCACCUGUCGGGUACAGUGCCUUCCGUGCUCGGCAAUCUCCAGGCGCUCACCGUGCUGCGCCUCGACCACAACUACCUCAGCGGCACGCUGCCGUCCUCGCUGUCGUGGCUCGUCACCACCCCCAACGCCGUCUUUAACUUCACCGAGAAUCUCUCCGACUUCUGCGGGCCCGCAGGGCUCGGCGUUCCGCUCUGCCCCGACGAUCCCAAUUACGUUCCCCCCGGCACUGCUGCGCCUCCAUCUGCGCCUCCCUCCGAAGCACCGCCGUCCAGCCCCUCUCCGUCUCCCGUCCCCCCCGCCCCCCCCGCCCCCCCCGCCCCCUCCGGCGGAGAAGCGCCCCCGUCCAAUCCUCCUCCCGCACCUACCCCCGACUCUUCCGGAUCGUCAAAUUUAUCUCCAUCCGAUUCCGCAAGCGGUGGUGGCAACAGCUCCAGCAGCAACAGCAGCAGCAGUAGCGGCGGGGGCGGAGUUAGCAUAGCGGUUAUCGCGGGCGUGGCCGGGGGCGUUGCGGCUCUUUCGGUGAUGGGGUUGUUCGCGUGCUACUGUCUGCGCGCGCGCAAGCGGAAGACUGUGGUUAACGCCGCUGCGGGCGGGGCGGCGGGCGGGACGGGAGAGGCUGCGGAGAUGAUGGAGAAAGGGCAGGGCGGGAGCGCGGGCAAAGCGGGAGCAGCGGCGCGCAUUGCGUCCAUCAAGAAAGCGAGCGCAAGCGCAGAAGGCGGAGCCAGUGGUCGCAGGGGCGUGGGAGGGUCUGGUCGCGGUGGUGCAGACGCAGCACCCGGAGCGGUGGACAUCGGUGCUGGCGCGCAAGCCAACAGCCGGCCAUCGCCAAUAACGAUAACGGUUGAAAAGGCAGGGGCAGCAACGGGAGAUGUCACAGCGCCGUUGAUUUCCGCUACUGGGGGAACAGCGUCUGGCGGAGGGGGGGGAGGCGCAGGAGCAGCGGCGGGGGCAGUAGCAGGCGUUGCUGCUGCCGCCGCAGCUGUUGGCGUGGGCGCGGCUGUAGCAGCAAGUCAGGAUAAGCGGAAGAGCAGUCCCAAGGAGCCGAGCAGCAUCCGCGGAAGCAGCAGCGCUCGCAGCAGCACGGAUGGGGAGGAGGGUGGUGGAGCGAGUGCAAGUGGCAGAAACGGACGUCCCUUGCCGCCCGGGAUGAGUUGGUCUAAGGGCAGCGGGAGGAAGUUUGUGGAUGAGAGCGACGAGGAGGAUAACCUGUCCAAUCAGAAAUUCUUCCCGCCCCCACCGCCCCCGCCUCUUAUAUCCCCCCCAUCCUCAUCUCCGCCCUCCGCCUCUAAAGCCUCCGCCGCCGCUGCAGCUGCUGGUGGUGCUGGUGGUGCUGGUGGGGGAAAGUCACCUUUCACUCCCCCGCAGCCCCUUCCUCCCCUGACGUCCACCCCCUCGUCUGUUGCUGCCAGUUUGGAGAAGCAGUCGUCUCCUCGUCCGCCUCUUCCGCCCCCUCCGUCGUUCGGCCAUAAGCAGCCUGCGUCCCCUCGUCGACUGUCUGGGGAUUCUCCCAAAGCUGCUGCUGACGCUUCUGCUGCAGUAGCGUCUGCUGCUGGGCCUGGUUCUGGAACUUCGUCUCCUGGUGCUGUCACUGGCGCUGGUGCUGGCGGUGCUUCGAAGGCAGGUGGGAAUACUGCUGCGGCGGCGGCGGCGGUCGCGGCGGCAACAGCUGCAGUUGCUGCCGCGGGCGCCGCUGCCUCGAGUCCCAAGGCCCGUAGCUCGUCUCCGAGUCGCCCCGCUGUGGUGAUUCCCCCAGUCGUCCCGCUUCCCACGCUCAAGUCCCUGAAUUCUGGGAAGAACCCGCGGGGUGCCUUGGGGCUGUCUGGUGCAUCUGGUGCUGCAGCAGGCAAUUCGGAAGGAGACGCGGCGGAUAGGAAUAGGGGCAAGGAGGCAGAGAGGGGCGGGGAGAAGGGAAAGGCUGGGUCAGAGAAGCCUUCGGCUCCUGCUGCGGUGGCGGUGGGAGUGGCGUAUGGCAACGCGGGGAGAGCCCUGAGAGCGGCUGAUCUAGAUCUUGACGAGAAGGGCGCGGGUGGAUCCGCCACGGGGGAUGGCAGCAGCGUAGGGGGAGACGACGACGGCAGUGACACGGGAGGGGCUGCGGGCAGCGGCGCUGCUGCAUCCGCCGCUGCUGCUGCCGGGGGUGCUGGUGCUGGGUUGGGCCGCGCUGGGGUGUCUCGAGGAAAAGCAGGAUCAGGGCGAGAGCUUGGCAGUCCUGGUGCUGGGGGCGGGGGCACGUGGGCGGGGGGGUCGGACGCGGCGUCUGAGGCGUCAGAGGAGAGCGGCAAGGGCGGGUGGGAGCGCGCGUUUUCGUUCUCGGAGCUGGCACUGGCGACGAACGACUUUGGGGCGCGCGGGCAGCGGAACGUGGUGGGGCAGGGGCGCAAUGGGACGGUGUACAAGGCGAGACUGCCGGAUGGCACCACUGUUGCUGUCAAGCGGCUCAGCAAUAACAAUCCGGACCAGACAGUGCGCGAGUUCCGCUUCGAGGCGGACGCCAUGGCGCACGCGCGGCACCCGAACGUGGUGGCGCUGCUGGGGUGCUGCGCGGAGGGCGACGAGCGCAUGCUCAUCAGCGAGUUCGUCCCCAACGGCUCUCUCGAGCUCUGGCUGCACGGCGCGGGCGCGGGCGCGGGGGGCGGCGCGUUUGGCGCGGGCCCCGCGGAGCCCAUGGAGUGGCCGCUGCGCGUGCAUGUGGCGCUGGGAUGCGCGCGAGGUCUGGCAUACCUGCAUGAGGGCACGGACGUGCGGGUGGUGCACAGGGAUGUGAAGGCCAGCAACGUGCUGCUGGACGCGCAGUGGAACCCCAAGCUGGGCGACUUUGCACUCGCCAAGAUCAUGGCCAAGGAGCAGACGCACGCCGCCACUCGCGUCGUCGGCACGUACGGGUACGUGGCGCCAGAGUAUCUGAACACGGGCAUUCUCACGGAGCGCAGUGACGUGUACAGCUAUGGCGUGCUGCUGCUGGAGCUCGUCACGGGCCGACGCCCCAUCGAUAACCACCUGCCGCCCGAACAGGUGGACGUGGUGCGGUGGGUGAAGCGGCUGGCAGCAGAGGAGCGAGUGGGCGAGGCACUAGACCCGCGCAUAGCGGGCACGGUACCGGCAGACGAUGUGGAGUACGUGGUGGGCAUCGCACUGCGCUGCAUCGAUGCUAAUGCGCUCAAGCGCCCGCGCAUGAAGCAGAUCGUGCACAUGCUCGAGAGCGAAGACCCAGCGCUGAGAGACGGCUGGGUGGCAAAGAGGCCGACUCCUGCUAGUGCCAAGGCGCUACGUGAUUCCAGUCCCUCAUGGUACCACCGCAACGCUGCCUCAGACUCCCCUGCAGCACCCUCCUCCGCCAUGGCGAUUUCCCGAGCCAGCCCUCGAGGCUCCAGCCCCCGGUUCGGCGGGGCAGGUCCGGGGAUCCCUGCGCCUGGUUCGGCGCGCGCAGCAGGCACGAGGCACACGGACAUGCUUCGCUCGGGCAGCCCGAGGAAUUUCGUCGGCGGCGCCACGGGCAGCAGCCCGAAGGCAGCGGAUAUUGGCGGGAUGAUUGCGUCAGCUGCCAUGAAAGCAGGUGUGGUGGGUGGAAGUCCUCGAGCAGGUGGGUAUAUAGGGUACAGCCCCACUAGAAGCGGAGGGGCGGUACCAGUUUCACCCCCAUCAGCCAGGAAUGGCGGUGGUGGUGGUGGUGGUGGUGCUUCUGCAGGGGGGGGAUCAGCAAGGGUGGGUGCAAGCCCACCAAAGGUUCCUGCUUAUGCACAGGGAGGAAGCCCCUCUGCUGCCCGGCUUGGUGGUGUGGGAAUGGGAGCUGGAGGGAUGAGGGGAGGCAGUCCAGGGGAACGAGCAAUGGCGCAGCCGCGCAAGUUCCUGGUGGCGGUGGACGACAGCGAGGUGUCGGCGUACGCGUUCACGUGGGCCAUCACCAACCUCUUCCGCCCCGCCGACUCCGCGCUCGUGCUCACCGCCAAGAACUACGCGGCCGACAUGCCGCUGCCCACCGCCGAUAUAGCCGCUGGGGGUGCGCGCAGCGAGUACGCGGUGCCGCUGGUGGCGCCAGUGUCGCCGGAGGAGCAGCUGGCGGUGGAGGAGCGCGCGCGCGCGCUGGUGGACAAGUACAUGCGCCAGUGCGAACAGGCCAAGGUGGUGAGUGAGGGCGAGGUGGUGCAGGGCGACCCCGGGCCGCACAUCGUGAGCGAGGCAGCGCGCGUCGCGGCGGACGCGCUCGUCCUGGGCAGCCAUGGCCGCGGGAUCCUCGGCAGGACCUUUCUGGGCAGCAUUAGUGACUAUGUGCGCCACCACUCCACCGUGCCGGUGGUGAUCGUGCGGCAGCCCAAGGCGGGGGAGGCGGCGCACGACGCGCUCACGAGCUCGGGCAUGGCGCGGCGGAUCGUUGUCGCCGUGGACGAGAGCAGUGAGGCGGAGUUCGCGUUCGCGUGGGCGAUGCGGCACGUGGUGCGCGACGGCGACCGCCUCACGGUGCUGCACGUGCAGAACCCCAUCGCCGCGCCCACCUCGCUCGGCAUCGACCAGUUCGGCAUGGAGGACGUGUACAUGCCGCCCGACACGAGCAACCGCGCCAACGUGCGCGCACUGGACGACAGCGAGAAGCUCGUCGAACGAUUCAUGGGGCUCGUCGCCGCUAGCAGCAAGGCGGAGUGCGAAGGCAGGGUGGUGAUGGGUCCCACGGAGGAGCGACUGGUGGAGGAGCUCAAGCAGCUCACCGCUGACCUGGCUGUCGUUGGCACGCGCGACCACGACGUCAUCUCCCGCACCACGCCUCGUGCCCAUAACUCCUCUUUCCUGAUUCCACUCCUCCCUCGACCACCUCACACCGCUCCCUUCCUCUACGUUCCACUCCCUCCUGCCCCAUCACCAAUCGUCUUCCAUCCUCUCAUCCCUUCCACCCCUCUCUGUCCGUCUCCUGCUCAAAACCUUCCCUUCCCCGACCCCUGCCCUCUCUGUUUCUCCCUCUUCCCCCCUGCCGUCAGCCCGUGUCCGCUGGUGGUAGCCAAGAUGCCAAAGCCCGCAUCUCGCCCGGGAUCCACCCAGGCCUCUCCUCGUGACUCCCACCAGCACGCCAUCUGA